AUGCUGCAAGAGCAACACAUGGAGCCUUUAAGUUUUACUUAUAUAUCACUACUGCUAUUCGUAUUCAUUUCGAAAAAACGCACGCCACGGCAGCAAAAAUUGAGUGAAUUUCAAGGUGGCGAUUUGAAUAAGUACACAUCUGGAAUGUAUGCAAUACAAAAUGGCAAUGAAAUUUUUGGCGGUGCGUUUCUUUUGCUGCCGAAAUAA
Gongylonema pulchrum is the source of this 207-nucleotide messenger RNA. The record is from the annotation of a GenBank genome assembly. NCBI's taxonomy places the organism in Eukaryota, Metazoa, Nematoda, Chromadorea, Rhabditida, Gongylonematidae.